AUGUCUUCCUCUCCACUUCAAAAACGAACCGAAGCGCCCGAAAGAUGGCGCAAUCGACGCCUUUCUCCUGUUGCAACAGCUGGACGCCCGCCUGUCUCUACAGUUUGCGCGCCAAUUUGCGUUCUCGCGAUGACGUCAUCCGCGUCCUCAGAUGAGCGAUUGCGUCACAACGGAAUGGCUGCCGAGGGAGGAAGCUCGAGAACUGGCGGGAUGACGUCAUCGGGUUUUGAUAAUAUGGUUGGAUCCGAUUUGAAUGGAGCUCUUAUGAAUGGACUAUGAGCUUCGCGGCUUUUUUUAUGCUCUACUCAGGUGGAAGUUGGGAAGCUUCUGGACUGACUGCCGAGGAAGCUCGAGGAUGACGUCAUCGGGUUUUGAUGAUUUGGCUGGGUUGGAUCCGAACUUAAUGGAGCUCUUAUGAAUGGACUAUGAGCUUCGCGGCUUUUUUAUGCUCUACUCAGGUGGAAGUUGGGGAGCUUCUGGACUGACUGCCGAGGAAGCUCGAGGAUGACGUCAUCGGGUUUUGAUGAUAUGGUUGGGCUGGGUCUGAACUUAAUGGAGCUCUUAUGAAUGGACUAUGAGCUUCGCGGCUUUUUUAUGCUCUACUCAGGGGAAAGUUGGGAAGCUUCUGGACUGGCUGCCGAGGAAGCUCGAGGAUGACGUCAUCGGGUUUUGA
Caenorhabditis auriculariae is the source of this 673-nucleotide messenger RNA. The record is from the annotation of a GenBank genome assembly. Lineage: Eukaryota; Metazoa; Nematoda; Chromadorea; Rhabditida; Rhabditidae.